This is a messenger RNA of Pyrgilauda ruficollis (rufous-necked snowfinch), 1803 nucleotides long. Its product is annotated as translation initiation factor IF-2-like. NCBI's taxonomy places the organism in Eukaryota, Metazoa, Chordata, Aves, Passeriformes, Passeridae. The record is from RefSeq and is a predicted model, not a curated record. The transcript is spliced from 8 exons. Bases 1 to 1566 code for a protein of 521 amino acids.
AUGUGUUCUCUCUUGUUUCUGAUUUCUUUCCAGGCUGUGGAGGUGCACAUACAGCCCCUGGCACAGCCACGCGAGUUCCUUUGUGCUGCGCUGGCUGGGAAGCUGUCCGACAGGGCCUGCGCCGUGGGCAGCUGCUGUGGACAGCAGGGCUUUGGCAGCCAAUUUCUGCAGUGCAGGUCCCUGGGUGAUCCCCAUUCUGGGAGUUAUGGGGAGGAGCCCAUCCCUGUGUCCCCAGGCGUGCUGUGGUCAAGCUCCCUCACCCCGGGGCGUGACGGCGGCGCCGCUUGCCCGCCCUCAGGGAGCCGCGCCGAACGGAGCCGAGCUCUGCCGAACGCACCAGCGGCUCCGAGUUCAGCCGAACCGAGCCGAGCUCUGCCGAACGGAGCCGAGGUCUGCCGAACGCACCAGCGGCUCCGAGUUCAGCCGAACCGAGCCGAGCUCAGCCGAACGGAGACAGCGACUCCGAGUUCAGCCGAACCGAGCCCAGUUCGGCCGAACCGAGCCGAAUCUAAGUGGAAACAAAGGUUACGGGUCAGGGGUGGUUUGUUAGCCAUCGAACCACGAACUGAUCUGGUGUGGGAUGCGACCCGGCUGCCCCCUCUCCAGCGGCCGUUCGGGACCGGGGCAGAGCUGGGAUCGCUUCUCAGCGGGAAUGAUCGGGGAGCAAACCCGGCCGCCACUGCGGGGGACACGGGUCCCGUUCCGGGAGCGGGCAGGGCCCGACAGGGACACAGGCGGCGGAGCGGCGCGGCGGGGCCCGGCCGUGAGCACCGGCAGGGGGCGCUCCCGCAGUACCGCUGUGCGUCCCGCAGGGGGCGCCGCGGCGGGAGCUGCCCCGAGGGGGCGGAGCGCUGGGGACGGGGCCCGCCCGGCGCAUGCGCCGUGCGCGCCCCGCAGCCUUUCCCGGGGGGCCGGCGUGGCCCCGGCGGGAGCUGCGGCUUGGCGGGGUCCCGGGAGAGACGGGCACGGUCACUGGGCUUAACGGGGAGAGCUUUGGGUGUGUGCGGCGGUGGACGAAGCGCUGCGGAGCUCGGCCCGGCAUGUCGGCAGCAGUCCAGCUGCGGGGAAGCUGCCGAGGAGGGAGCCCGGCGCUGCUCCCCAGAACGGGCCUCCCCCGCUGGGGUCUCGCAGAGGAUGGGGCAGUUGCAGCCCCCGCGUCAUUCCCGUGAGAUUCGGAAACAGCACGGGGACUGGCCGAGGGGCUCAGCCUGGGACACGGCCCCAACAGAAGCAGCCCUGGGCACGCUGGCACGGCAGGAUGAGCCCAGAGACAGAGGAGACGCUGCUGCACCUCGUGCCCAGGAGAGCCCCUGGCUCUCUCCUGCUCUGGGAUGGAACUGGGAGCCACCUCCCUGCAGAGAGCAGCACCUGGCCUGCCUUCCCUCCCCGAGGGAGCAGCCUGGGCUUGCUGCUGCUCACAGCUCCUGCUUAGGGACAUCCACGCCUGGAAUCCGGGCUGCACUAAUUGGGGAUCCAGCCACGAGACCUUGGUGCUGCAGGUGUUUCCCAGUCCAGCUUGCUGAACCUCCAGCUGUGGCGUGUUCUUCAGUCCAGCUCUGGAACUGAGAUGCUCCAGUUAAUGGCUGCUCCAGUUCCUUCCAGCUCUGGCUUAAUAACUGCUGCUUUUUGUUACUAGCCAAUUUAAAGCUCCAGCUAAUUGCAGUUUUCUGGGAUUUUGGCCAAGUUGUAAAUGACUUGCUGUCAUCAAUCACUUGUAACUAUUAACUGUCAUAAAGUUAUUGUUUAAAUGGAAGUCCUAACUGUUGUAGUGGUUGUACACAAUAAACAGCUGGAUGUGGAAAA